Molecule: messenger RNA, 1327 nt
Organism: Thunnus maccoyii (southern bluefin tuna)
Lineage: Eukaryota; Metazoa; Chordata; Actinopteri; Scombriformes; Scombridae
Gene: c22h11orf68
Product: chromosome 22 C11orf68 homolog
Exons: 2
Coding region: 154-894 (246 amino acids)
Source: RefSeq, a predicted model, not a curated record
GAGGAAAGGAGGAGGGGAGGAGGGGAGGAGAGAAGAGAAGAGAAGCGCACUACCGGGUCUACGUUUGUGCGGAAGAACGCUGGACAACAAACUUGAACGUCAGCAGGAUUAUCCCAACAAGGAUUUGUUUGAUACUCUCACACUGACGACCUUAUGGAGGAGGAGGAGGCCCCCGUAGAUGGCGAGAUGGCCCCCUUUGCUGCAGAGACCUAUGCCGCUCAGGCCAUGGCUGCAGACAUGGACCCCUGGAUUGUGUUUGACUCGAGGAGAACUCCCAGAUCCGAGUUUGAUGGCUGGCUGGAGAGCAACAGGCCUUCACAAGUGUACAGAUAUGGUGACGAGGAGGGUGGUGUGAGCCCUGUGGGGUGGAUUGCUGUGCGGGGCCCGACACACUGCCCCAGCUGUGGGGAUGUCACGGGUCUCCAGGAGAGCUGGGAGAAACUUUUGGCCAGUGGCCGGCCUGUCAACUUCCAGACAGUGAGGGAACUGGCUCUGAACCACGGAGUGCUCACGGGCAAGUGGCUGAUGCACUUGGACUCUGGUUUCAAGUUGGACAAUGCGUGGGAGUGUGUGGCCAGAGCAGUCCUGGACGGGAAGGUUUCCUCAGCUAAGGUCAGUACCUAUGACCCCAAGGGAGAGGGCAAGCAGGUCAUUUGUGCCUACAACCAGAACUUCACCGACGAGAGUGAGAUUAUGAGGCUGGACUCCAUCAUCCGUGCCACAGGGGUCAAGUGCCCUCUUGCCUACAAGCCAGACGUGUACACAUACCUGGGAAUCUACCGAAACAACCGCUGGAAGCUUUGUCCAACCAUAUACGAGAGCAAAUUUAACCUGGAGUGUGUACCCAGGCGUUCCCACAUCAUCAACAAAGUCACCAAUCUUGAAGUAACAUAAGCCUGUGAUUAAGGGGACAGUUUGAUGAGGAGGCACUUAUUUCAGUGAUCCCAUCUGCGUUUCACUGACUGAAAUAUCUCAAGUUCUUCCUUUUGGCAAAAAAGCACUAAAUCUCAUUUCAGUCUCGUCUUCUCAUGCUGUUUCGAAGUGACUUGAAAUAUUGUCACACUUUUUUUUUUGGAAUUGAAUCUAUUGUAUUCAUCAUCAGUAAGACUAUUUUGUACGUAUUCUUGAGAUUCUGUGUGUAACUCACUAACACUUACCUGACUGACAGGGUGGCUGGAGAAAUCCUUAAUUUGUAUGCACACGUUCAGAGGAAAACUUGCAUCCAAUGAAGCAUUUCUUUUUUACAACAUACAUUUGUCUAAUUUAUUCUUUCCUUUGUACUAAACAACAAUGAGAGUUGCCAAAUAAAGUCUACUUUUGAAGACCA